Parasteatoda tepidariorum (common house spider) is the source of this 3755-nucleotide messenger RNA. RefSeq names its product neuroligin-4, X-linked. The record is from RefSeq and is a predicted model, not a curated record. Lineage: Eukaryota; Metazoa; Arthropoda; Arachnida; Araneae; Theridiidae.
UGAAUCGGUCGAGGUACUGCAAAGAGCAGAAAGAUCGCAUCUUAUUUUCCCUUAUUAUUCCAAGCUCCUAAAUCAGUGAGUGAGUGAAAAUCUUCCUCUCGCAUCCUAUCCCUGGAUGCGGAUGCUUUCUUAAUGUGAGCGCUAUCUCAGAAUGCAAAUCAUUUUAUUAGCAUUAUCUUCCGUUGAACUUCCGAAAAAAUUGGUUACAAUAUUGAUUAACACACCAGAUAACAAGCAUUUAUAACUUCACAAUUACUUCCUGAAAAAUGUCAAAGUUUAUCUGAUGAAACUUUGGACUAAUAAAAACGUAAAUGAUUUAAUAGAUUAAAUCAUUCUUUAUUAUUGGGAAGAUGUUGGUUUUUAACCAAUUUAUACUGAAGAUAAAACUGAAACUUUUCGAAUUAAAAUGACACAAACUUAAAUAAUAAGUGCAGUUCCGUAAACUCAAGUAGAUUUCACACUUUUAAGUUAUUUUUUCUUUAUUCUUAAUGAAAUCAAAUGUUAAGUUUUUCAUUACGUUUCAGUUGAAAAUUCGUGACACUUCGUCAUCAUAAUUGAAUUUUACUUUUUUUUUUAAAUAUUAUAGUUCAAACAGAAUUUAUACACUAAAAGACAUAUAAAAAUUGUAGUAGGCGACAUUAUGGAAUAUAUGUGUGUGCAUAUUCUUAAAUAACGAAUACUUGACAGCUCAGUGUGUUAAAAUUUAGUUCCUUUAUUGUGAAAUAAUUCAUACUUGAAUUUAAAAGCUCAUAUUCAUCAUGAUACCAUUUAGAUGUAGACCCAACUACACAUUUGAUUGGAGCUUAAACCGUUGGAUAGUUUUCUGCUUACAGACACUGACUUUGGAGUGCAUCUUAGUAUCUUUACGUCAUGUGGAACCAGAGUUAAGACAAUUGAGUUCACGUGUUGUAUCCACUCGCUAUGGCUCCUUGCGUGGAUUCAUGAGUACUUUAUCUAAUCGCCAACUUCAAAAUGUGGAAGUCUUUUUGGGUGUUCCAUACGCAGGUGCCCCGAAAGGUCCACUGCGGUUUAUGCCACCAGUUACUUCCCCUCACUGGAAGAGUGUGAGGUUAGCUGACCAAUACGGGCCAGUUUGUCCUCAAAAAUUCCCUGACAUUUCGAAUGAAACAGAAGCUCUUCAAAGGAUGCCUCUUGGAAGAUAUAAGUAUUUGAAAAGACUGCUUCCACAAUUAACAAAUCAAAGUGAAGAUUGUCUUUACCUCAAUAUAUAUGUUCCAGGGACAGCACUUCGAGGAGCUUCCAAUCUUCCAGUUAUGGUAUACAUACAUGGAGAAUCUUACGAAUGGAAUGCGGGCAAUCCAUAUGAUGGAAGAGUUCUGGCAAGCUUUGGAAAUGUCAUUGUUGUCACAAUCAAUUACAGGCUUGGAAUUUUAGGCUUCCUGCCAGCCGUGGAUCGAUCUGCCCGAGGCAACUAUGGUCUCAUGGAUCAGGUGGCGGCAUUGCACUGGAUUCAAGACAACAUCCGGGAGUUCGGCGGUGACCCUGCCAAUGUUACGAUAUUCGGACAAGGCUAUGGAGCAGCUUGUGUUAACCUCCUUAUGCUUUCGCCAAUGGCUAAAGGUCUAUUUCAACGAGCUAUUAUGCAAAGUGGAUCAGCUUUGAGCUCCUGGGCCAUAGCACGAGAUGCUAUUACACAUACUAAUUACAUUGCCCGUGUUUUGGACUGUCCUGCUCAAGAUAGCACAGCACUGGUUGAAUGCAUGCGAAAGAAAAAACUCGAAGACAUCAUGAGCGUGUACAUUCAGGUACCUGAUCAUUUAUCUGGAUUCGGUCCAACAGUGGAUGGAAUUGUUCUUCCUCGCGACCCUGCUGAAAUAAUGGAAAAAAGUUCUUCACUUUUUACUCAGUAUGAUCUUAUGUUCGGUUCAACCCGAGUGGAAUCAUAUUUUCAGUUUACGGCAAUGGAAGAAAAGUUUGGAAUAGACAGUGGAAGAAGAGAUAGAUUGUUGAGAACAUUGGUCAGGAAUCUUUACACAUAUCAUUUGCAAGAGAUAUUUUUGACUGUCGUUAAUGAAUACAUGGAUUGGUCAAGAUCUUAUCUGCAGGCAAUGGAUAUUUUUGAUGGAACUGCCGACGCAUUAGGAGAUGCUUUAGUUGUAGCCCCUGUCAUUAGAUCAGGUACAUUUCAUAGUGGUGGAAUACCCAGGGAAGAUUCAUACCCAAUGCCCUCCUUACAACCCAUUGGAAGUGGCAAGAAGACAUACUUCUAUAUUUUCAGUCAUCAAUCUGAAUAUGGGGAUUAUGCUUCUCGACUUGGCUGUAUUACAGGUGAAGAUUUGGCAUACGUGUUUGGAGCUCCUUUAGUGGAUACCUUAUCUCAUUUUUCAACAAACUACACCAGAGCUGAAGUAACACUCUCUGAAAUUACAAUCACUUAUUGGACCAACUUUGCAAAAUUUGGGGAUCCUAAUAUUAUAUCUCAAGGGGGAGAAGUACACAUGGAUAACAUCAGAGGAAGAUAUGACAGAAUUGUUUGGCCUUUGUAUGAACCAGUUCAUCAAAAAUAUAUUAGUAUAUCAAUGAAACCCAGAAUACGUGAUCAUUAUCACGCCCAUCGUUUAUCCUAUUGGCUCAACCUCAUCCCACGAUUACAUGAUUCCGGAGAUGGAAAUACUUCAAUUCAACAUCAUCGUCUCCAUGACCACGACAACCCUUACAGCUACGAUGGAGUUGUUAGACACCGAGACAAUUCCGGUAGCCUACAUCCCGCUCUAACCACUCCAUUUCUCGAAGAAGAACCUGUACAGAUUCUGGAGCCCCAACCAAAUGAUACUGCUUCCAAAAAUGUGAGCAUCAUGGUUAAGAUCGAUACCGAAGUAGUAACUAUGCCGGAUAAGACUUCUCCUGGAAUGAAUGGGACUCAAUCAAGUGGAAGUGAAGAAACUGUGUAUUCCACUGCACUGAUUAUCACCAUUGCAGUGGGAUGUUCCCUUCUCAUACUAAAUGUCAUCAUAUUUUUCGGAAUCUAUUAUCAGAAAGAAAAGGAUAGUUUAGAAAAGAAAUUGCAUAAAACAUAUUAUGAGGAAAGAAGGAGUGAGGAAGAGGAUGGUCGUCCAUCUGGUGAAAAGCCUUUUCUUGUGAAGGACAUGUCAUCCUCAAUGAUGCUCAACCAAUAUUGCCCACCCGCCGAGUUUGACGGCAGCCAGACACUGGAUUUGGUACAACCGAGCAAAGCUAAGCUCCCAUUCCAGAAUCCGGGAGGGAAGGGUCAAGAGGAAAGUCAGUUCCACUUGGGUUCCCGGAUGGGUCAGGGAGAAAGGGAGAUCGGAAUCCGGGAACCCCUCCUCUCCUCCUCCAAGCCGCACGCAAUCACAGCCAAAGUCGAUUGUUUGCAAGCUUGGGAACAUCCGGCUCAAGAAAUGACUGUGUUUGGAAUAGAUAGUCACAGCUAGGACAAGAAGCACUAACCUAAUUCAAAGAGUUUCUUUCCACUUCUUGACAUAAGCGAUCAAAAAAGCACAUAAUGGUUUGUGCUAAAAAUUACAUUGGAUUUUCCCGUGAAAUUAUGCUAUGUGCUCGACAUUCUAAAAUAUUUUAUGAUGCCUGAACUCUAUACAUUUUGAGGUCAGGCAAACUUCAUUUUUUCUUCUCUGGAUGGAAACUAGUUGCACUUUCUUCCGCCCAUGGUUGGAAACAUUUAACUAAAAAAUGGAAACAAAAUUUUUUCUGUGAAUUUUGGUGUCUUUUACUGUGAUGACGGAAUGUAAAUAAAGUUGUUAUUUUCAGUAAAAAAA